CAGGGAAAGGCGGCAGGUCUAAAGAACAAACCGGACAAAUCCGGCAAGACAUGCAGUCCUGCAGCGUCCAUCACUGUGUCCUGUUUUUACUCACACUCACACUCACCACUGCUGUUCCAGCUGUAAAGGUGAAAGUUAACGACACUGCUGCUCUUCCCUGCAAACGGAGAUGUUCCGGUUCAGUCAAAUGGACCGUGUUCAAAAACCGAGACAUUGCUCUGGCUCAGUGUGAUCAGAAAUCGUGCCGCUCAGUGGAGGGAUAUGGAAUGUCUUAUGAUCAGUACCUAAAGGGAAACUUCUCCCUCAGCAUUACUACAGCUGAUUACAGUAAGAGGGGCUUAUACACAUGUGAUUGUGAUUCCAGAGACAUCUGUGAUGUCCAUCUCAGCAUUGAGACCAUGGUUUCAUUGCUUCAUGAAAAGCCAGGUGAAGCCCUGGUGAUGCAUCUGGCCAUAUCGGAGCAGGUGGAGGUGAUUUUUAACCCCAUAGAAACAACUGGUCGGUACAGUGGACAGAUCUGUACAGUGGAUGGAGACACACUGCAGUGUAAAGCCGAAUACACACGCAGAGCAUCACUGCGUCACUCAACUCUAACACUGGUAGAUGCAAACCUCUCUGACAGUGGAGUUUACAUCAUCCGUGACAUGAAGAAUAAUGAGGCCAUUCAUAUGUACACCAUCACUGUGGAAGAGGACAAUAAAUGUCCACAAAGACAGGAGUAUAUGACAGUGUGGAUGAAGACUGUUGCGGUACUUGUGGUACUCGUGCUUUUGCUUCUGGGAGCAGUUCUGUAUCAAUGGAGAGGAAAGAAACAACAUCAGAGGAAACACAAAGAUAAAGCUGAAAAGGGGGUGACGUGGCUUUGGAGCAGCCAGGGAGCAGAGCAGGAGCUUAUACACGGCAGGAGCGGGUCUGACCGUUUGCACAGCACUGAGAACCCAUGUAAGAGAUCGUUCAGCGACACAUCACUGGAACAAUUAAGGAGGAAGUUUGAACAGGAAAAUCUUAAACACAGACACGCAGGGGGGACAGGAAGAGGACAUCACGCAAACACCAGCACUGAGGGGACGCAGGAGUCAACACACAUGCCACUGCUAUCUGAAGAGGAAUGACAUCUCUUAUUCAUACUACAUAUUCAGUUUACACACACACACACACACA
Molecule: messenger RNA, 1161 nt
Organism: Clarias gariepinus (North African catfish)
Lineage: Eukaryota; Metazoa; Chordata; Actinopteri; Siluriformes; Clariidae
Exons: 6
Coding region: 51-1112 (353 amino acids)
Source: RefSeq, a predicted model, not a curated record